This is a messenger RNA of Cyprinus carpio (common carp), 1952 nucleotides long. RefSeq names its product forkhead box protein P3. NCBI's taxonomy places the organism in Eukaryota, Metazoa, Chordata, Actinopteri, Cypriniformes, Cyprinidae. Gene Ontology annotation, cellular component: nucleus. Gene Ontology annotation, molecular function: DNA-binding transcription repressor activity, RNA polymerase II-specific; RNA polymerase II cis-regulatory region sequence-specific DNA binding. The record is from RefSeq and is a predicted model, not a curated record. Gene Ontology annotation, biological process: regulation of transcription by RNA polymerase II.
UGUUAGAUGGUCUUUAGUGUCUAGUGUGUCCUCUGCCAUUCAUGGAAGAAUAAUAUUGCUGCAUCCCUUCUGCAUGUGAUCUAUGACCUUUGGUACAAUUUGAAAAAUCUAACAUUGCAUUUAGUCCUUUAAUGUGAGAUUUUAUCUCUCUUUUUCAGAUUGAUAUUUUUAUCCUAUAAAGAUCAUUUUAGUCUCGUUUUUAAUCAGAACAGCACAGGAAGACAACGACUGACUACAGAGGUGUAAGGAAUGCCUCAAUCUGAGAGAGAGAGUGACAAAAGAGUGAGUGAGAGGGAAAAUGAACAACGGCCACCACUAAAAAAAGAGCGGGACGCAUCUCCCCCUCUGUUAUACAAAUCUUCUUCACCACGGCCCGUGGAACAUCUUUCUUCUGGGGUACGUUGUAGAGCUGCUGAUGAGGAACGGAUGCAGUUUCUUCAGCUGGUGUUUCAGAGUUCUCAGGCCGGCCUGAUCAGGCCAUCUGUACUUCGCUCUCCAGCUCACCAGCGUCAGGCAAAUGAGAGCAGCCCAACAGCCAUGAACAGAAGAAAAGUCAUAGGUCACAGUGCACAGACUUCCAUCCAAGCUGUUUCUGGAUCAAGCCAGCACAGGAAACAAUCUUCCAGCUUUCAUUCUCACAGCCCAGUCGAGUCAGAAAUCCAGAGAUCCAACAAUCUUUUUGUAAACGGACAAUGUCGCUGGCCAGGCUGUGACAAAGUCUUUGAAGGGUAUACACAUUUUUUGAAACAUCUGAACCGAGACCAUAGCACAGAUGAGAAAACGAUUGCGCAGUGGCGAGUUCAGCAAGACCUGGUACGGCACAUGGAGAAUCAGCUCAUUCAGGAGAAGCAGAAACUUCACGCCAUGCAACUUCACCUUCAACUGUUUGAAUGCAUCUCGACGCGUACCGGGGUUGCUCCAGGCUGGUGGAGGCCGCUGGCACUAAAUUUGCCCCAGGUGAGGGAGCCAGAUGGCAGGACAGAGAGAGCUAGUGAAGCACCAGUACGACAGGAACCCUGGCAUAUACCCCUACCACACCUGCUGCCAGAUUUUGUUAGCAGUACUGAAUACUACAAAUAUGCCAAUGUACGACCUCCAUAUACAUAUGCUUUCUUAAUCAGAUGGUCAAUUCUAGAAGCCCCAGACAAACAGCGGACGCUAAACGAAAUUUAUAACUGGUUCACAAGAAUGUUCUUCUACUUCCGUCAUAAUUCUCCUACAUGGAAGAAUGCUGUGCGACACAAUCUUAGUCUCCACAAAUGCUUUGUGCGGGUGGACGGGAGGACAGGGGCAGUGUGGACAGUGGAUGAGGAAGAGUACCAGAAGAGAAAAGGGCAGAAAAUCCAAAGGGACUACACUUUAAAAUGGCUGACACCCUUCUCCCAUUGUUCAUCCCAUGAAGCCUCAGAUGUAUCAGUAAAAGCCACAAAUUCUCAGUGAAAUGUAUUCCAAACAUUUCGUGAAGUAUGCAGAAAAAAACAAGUUCAGCUUUAGAUGUUAGAGUUUUAGGUAUGAUCCUUAAGGAUGGGAUAUUUGUUAAUAUUCAUUUCUUUUGUAUCUCUGAAGAAACGGCAACUAGUCUUCCUUAAAAUAUGUCUUGCUUUAUAUAAAUCUAUGUAUGUAAUGUAAGUCUUUAAAAAAUUACAUAAAUAUCUUGUCUAUAUAUAUAUAUGUGAAUGCAUUAAUGUAAGCAUUUUUCAGUGUAACAUUUUUAUAUGUUGUGCUAAAUCUGGUUAAAAUUAUUAAAAAUGAAAUACAACAGCAAUAACAUAUUAGAAUAUUCAGAAUUAUUCAGAAUUUCCCUAUGACGGACCAAACUCAAACUUGACCAGAAGAGGGCAUCUGUUUGCGCGCACAUUUUUGGGUGUGGUAAUUCUGUAACAGAAGGCAAAGAAAAAGCAUCAAAGCUGCUGGAAUAAAAGACAAAGAAAUUUCCUCUCCACAUUUCUAAA